This is a messenger RNA of Lottia gigantea (owl limpet), 1237 nucleotides long. RefSeq lists its product as hypothetical. Gene Ontology annotation, biological process: spermidine biosynthetic process; spermine biosynthetic process. The transcript has 13 exons. Gene Ontology annotation, molecular function: adenosylmethionine decarboxylase activity. Lineage: Eukaryota; Metazoa; Mollusca; Gastropoda; Lottiidae. The record is from RefSeq and is a predicted model, not a curated record. Bases 257 to 1237 code for a protein of 326 amino acids. Gene Ontology annotation, cellular component: cytosol.
AACAUUUAUGUAUCACAUGAAUCCUGUACAUAGGGCCUACAACAGGAUACCAACUUGUCUUGUGGAUUGGAGUGCUGUGAUAUAAAUCAAUAUUUAAGACCAUCCAUUGGCAUUUAGGCCUACUGUACAACCUAGGAAGAGCUGGGAUUGAUUUCAAUAAUUCUAAAUAAAAAAAUUCCAGGCCUUGGCUUACAUAAGCAAAACAGGACGAUUUGGCUGUUGGUCGAUUUGUUCAUCACUUCCGGUGCCGUUCAACAUGGCAAGUGUGGAAGAGAAUUUCUUUGAGGGGACAGAAAAACUGUUGGAAGUUUGGUUCGGAUUCAAGACAGAUGCAACAAACGGUGAUCUUAGGAUUAUUCCAAGAUGUGAAUGGGAAGAAUUGUUGAAACUGGCCAAAUGUGAAAUAAUCAGCUACUGUAAGAAUGAAGAUAUGGAUGCUUAUGUUCUGAGUGAGAGUAGUAUGUUUGUGACUAAAGAUAAAUUUAUAUUAAAAACAUGUGGUACAACAACACUUCUACAGACCAUUAAACCUUUAAUACAACUAGUUGAUUCCCAAUGUGGUAUUAGAGAGAUACUGGAUAUAUUCUACUCAAGAAAGAAUUUUUCUCGUCCUGAACUGCAGAUUGGAGUCCAUCAAAAUUUUGUUGAUGAGGUCGGUCAUCUAGAUAAACAGUUUCGAGAUGGUGCAGCCUAUACUUUAGGACGGAUGAACAAAGAUUGCUGGUAUCUGUAUACACUAGAUAAACAUGGUGUAACUCAACCCGAUCAAACUUUUGAAUUAUUGAUGUGGGAUAUGUGUGAUAAUAGAAUGAAGAUUUUUACUAAAGAAUUCAGUGAAAGUGGAGCUGAUGCUACUAAGAAAUCUGGUAUUUGUAAUAUUAUACCAGGAGCUAAGAUAGAUGAUGUUUUAUUUGAACCAUGUGGUUAUUCUAUGAAUGGUUUAUUACCUGAUGGUUAUUACUUCACUAUCCAUGUAACACCAGAGAGUCACUGUAGCUAUGUUAGUUUUGAGAGUAACGUACCAAGGGAGUCAUAUGAUGAGCUGAUUAAGAAAGUACUGAAUAUUUUUUGCCCAAGAAAAUUUCUGAUGACUGUAUUUGCUAACCGGGUAAGAUAUUUCAAUUUUAGAAUAUCAAAAUUUAGAGUGUAUAGAAUCAGUUUGAUACAGGAUCAUCAAUUCUGUAAUUUUAAGAAUUACAACCUAACCUACACUUUAUUUAGUCGUCCUAUUCUAUGA